AUGCCUGGCUGCCCUGGCUCCACUCCGGGCUCUCUCCCGCCUGGCCUUGUGUUUCUCAACGUCAGGCCACAAGCCGGCGCCCCAGGCGAGGCCGAGAAGAAAAGGAAGCUGGAGCCACGACGAAAGGAUGUGUGGCCUGUGUUUGUGGGCAACAUCUCCUUCGACACAACGGAGGAAGAGAUCAGGGAUUUAUUUGGUGACAUAGAGGGCUUGGUCUCAUGGAGGCUCUCCAUCCAGAAAGAUGGCGUUUCCAGAGGCUUUGGCUUUGCGGAGUUCAAGACGCCGGAGGGCGCACUUGAGGGUAUCAAGAAGGUGGAUGGCAUCGAGAUCAAGGGACGGAAGCUUCGCCUGCGCUGGGGAGAGAAUGCCCCGACCACUCCCGAGGUUGAUGAAUUCCACCGAGCCCCCGAGCGAUUCAAGACGCGCCCUUGCUAUGAGGUGUUCAAAGGCCUUCCAUGUCCCAGACCUGACGACUGUCCUUAUGCGCAUGCGCAGUCAGAGAUUCGACAUCCUCGAGAUAAUGAGGAGAAGCUGGAAGUAAAGCCAAUCGAUCCCAAAGACGUCGUUGUGAAGGUUGUCAUCCCUUUCCAGAAGUUCGAGGGUGAUGGCCCCGAAGCGAAGCAGCGAGCUGCCUAUGUGGCAAUCCUCGGGCCUGGAGCGUCCAACAUCCGCACCAUCAUGAAGAAGGCGAGUUGCCGGCUGCAGCUCCGAGGAGCCGGUGCCCCUGGAGGCACAAGCCCCGAGGAGCCCUUGCACAUCAUUGUAAAGCCGCGCGGAGACGAGGUUGUUACCCAGGAGCAAAUUGAGAUUGUGAGGAGGGCUGUCGAUGACAUUGUAGAGACCGGCAAACUUCCUGAAGCGCAAGGUGUGGAUACCAUCCAGAAGUCGACUGGAAGCAAGGCCGCAAGCAAGGCAACAGCCGCCAAACCAUCGCAUGAAGCGCGUCGGGAGCGGUCAGAUCGGGGCCGAGAGCGAUGA
Messenger RNA from Symbiodinium pilosum, 978 nucleotides. Lineage: Eukaryota; Dinophyceae; Suessiales; Symbiodiniaceae. The record is from the annotation of a GenBank genome assembly.